AAAAGAAAAAUGUGGAAAUAGGAGCCCGUUCGUAAUUGGUUCAAGUUUUAGUUGACUUCGAGAUCUCAAAAAAUCCACCAGCCAUGUCCCCUGGCCACUUAAUCCUGCUGCAGUUCAGCAUGCACUGUUUCAAGAUCAUUUUCAUCUAUUGCAUCUGUGUUAAUGUCCUGGAGCAUCUUGUUCAAAGCGUCCAGGAACACUGAACGGGAUAAUGCUGGGGGCCAGAAUACGGAAUCAAUAAAAAACGGCAUCUAUUUC
Molecule: messenger RNA, 258 nt
Organism: Drosophila melanogaster (fruit fly)
Lineage: Eukaryota; Metazoa; Arthropoda; Insecta; Diptera; Drosophilidae
Exons: 1
Coding region: 84-203 (39 amino acids)
Source: RefSeq, marked reviewed